CAGAGUCACACCCUGCGAGCAGCUCUGUGCCCUCGGAGGUCCUCCUGCCUGCCUGUCCCCAUGCCUCUCCUCCUGUUGCUGCUUCUGCUGCCGCGCCCCUCACACCCCCAGUUGGUCUGUGAGGUCUCCAAGGUGACCAGCCAGCUGGAAGUGAACUGUGACAACAGGGGGCUGAAGGUGCUGCCUCCAGAUCUGCCCAGAGACAUGGCCAUCCUUCACCUGGGCGAGAACCCCCUGGGCACCUUCUCCACAGCAUCCGUGGCGUCUAUGACCCAGCUUGCGGAGCUGUACCUGCGUCAAAGCCAGCUGACCAAACUGCAGACGGACGGGGCACUGCCACGGCUGGAGACCCUGGACGUCUCCCACAAUAAGCUGAAGAGCCUGCCCUUUCUAGGACGAGCAUUGCCAGCCCUCACCACCCUGGACGUCUCCUACAACGAGCUGACCGCACUGUCUCCUGGUGCUCUGGACGGCCUGAGCCGGCUCCAUGAGCUCUACCUACGCGGCAACAAGCUCAAGACUCUGCCCCCGGGGCUCCUGAGGCCCGUGGCCCAGCUGAGGAAGCUCAAUCUGGCCGACAACAAGUUGAACGAGCUGCCCCCGGGGCUCCUGGAUGGCUUGGCGGACCUCGACACCCUCUACCUCCAAGGGAACUGGCUGCGCACCAUCCCAAAGGGCUUCUUCGGGGACCUCCUCCUGCCUUUCGCUUUUCUCCACAACAACCCCUGGGCCUGUGACUGUGAGAUCCUCUAUUUCAGCCGCUGGCUGCAGGACAACUCCAAUAACGUCUACUUAUGGAAGGAGGGUGUGGACGUCAAGGCCAUGACUCCCAACGUGGCGAGCGUGCGAUGCGUCAACUUGCACAACACACCAGUCCACACCUACCCAGGGAAGGGCUGCUCCAUUCUCGGGGAUGGGGUUGACCUAGGCUAUGACGACUACGACGAAGAGGAGGAAGUGGGGAAAGUACCCGCCACCAGGGCCGUGGUCAGCUUCUCCGCCAACACCACAGCCCACACAACCCACCGGGCCCCCCUCCACUCAGCACCCACUGCUUCUCCAGACCGCCAGAUGCCCCAUCUGUCUUACACCCUUGAGUCCACGAAGAAACAGAGCAGAUUCCCAACCGCCCCAGAGCCCAGCACGUCCAGCACGCCCCAUCCCCCGUCCUCCACCAUAGCUCAGGAGCCCACCACGACCCCCACCACCCAGGAGCCCACCACAACCCUAAUCCUCUCUGAACUGACCACAUUUGAGAUCCCAGAAUCAACCUCAUUCCCUACUAUUUUGGAAUACCCAACAACCACCUCCUCUGUCUACCUCCCAGAGGUCCACGAGGUGGUUCAAGGGAAUUUGGAGAGCUCCAAAAAUGACCCUUUGCUCAACCCUGACUUCUGCUGUCUCCUCCCCCUGGGCUUCUAUGUUUUGGGUCUCCUCUGGCUGCUGUUUGCCUCUGUGGUCCUUAUCCUGCUGCUGGCUCGGGCCCGGCCCGCGGGGCCACAGGCCCUGGCCACAGCCACGCACACCGCCCAUCUGGAGCUGCAGAGGGGAAAGCAAGUGACCAUGCCCCGGGUCUGGCUGCUUUUCCUUCAAGGCUCACUCCCCACUUUCCGCUCCAGCCUCUUCCUGUGGGUACGGGCUGAUGGCCACGUGGGGCCCCUGCGGGCAGGACGGUGGCCCUCUGCCCUGAGUCUGGGUCGGGGUCAGGACCUGCUGGGAACAGUGGGCAUUAGGUAUGCUGGCCACAGCCUCUGAGGGGGGUGGUUUGGGGACCUGCAGAGGCCGUGAUGGGCUUCCGUACUGGGAUCUAGCUGGGGGUGGGCGGGCAAGGAGCACAAGGUCGGGGGAGACUUAGUCACUUUUCCUUUAUCAGAAGCCUCUUGGUACCACACGCACAACCGCGGCGAAGCAGCAGGGGUGGAGAGGAGCAGGGCGGGUCAUAGAACAAAGCUCCCUAUGCUGCAGGAGAGGUUCACAAACCACUAGGUCGUUACCAUCACCUUGGGGGAAGUUUGAGGAAAAAGCGAAGGGAACAGAGCAGGAUUCUCAGACGCGUGUACCGGAGGGAACCGGGAAAGAGCUGUAUCAAGAUGUGAGCCCUGAUCGUCCCUGCGGAGCACAAACAUGGCGGUUUCCUUUUCUUUUCCUCCGUUGAGCAUUUUUAGUUUUCCACCGUUGUAUAUUAUUUGUAGAAUAAAAAGGUAACUUCA
Leptonychotes weddellii (Weddell seal) is the source of this 2210-nucleotide messenger RNA. The record is from RefSeq and is a predicted model, not a curated record. NCBI's taxonomy places the organism in Eukaryota, Metazoa, Chordata, Mammalia, Carnivora, Phocidae.